AUGUUGCACAAAGAGAGAUCGCAGCACCUGCGAUACCCGGGACAAACGCCACAAUCAACGGCGCAAGUGGACCAUAUACAGCACUACGUGACCCGCGUCGAAUACAGCAUGCGUGCGAACCCUGCAGGCUCAAAAAGACGAAAUGCAACGGAGAAAAGCCAGUAUGUCGGCGUUGUCGUGGAUUGGGAUUUGUUUGCCUUUAUGGAGACCAAAAGCGGGACAAAGCAAAGAAGUACGUCCAGACGCGCACAUAUAAGCCAGACUAUCGAACCUGACAGAGGCUGUGGUAGGAUCGGUCAAAAGCUAGCUGAUUGCGAGGCUUUGCUUAAAGUUUUGGCGAACAGAGUUCCCGAGCCCGAAGCGAAGCUCAUAAAGGCAUAUUUAGGAGAAGAAACCGCGAGGAACUCGGACACACAAGACACCGACGUUGAAGCUGCUCCACGGUCUGGGACUAAUGAACAUCGGGGGACUUAUGCAACCAGUUCUGAAGGUUCAACCGAGCCGGCUCUGACCGGAGAGACCCCGUAUGGUACAAAAGAGGACUUUACGCGUAAAGGGGCAACAGUAACUGGCUUUAUGGGGCCGACUUCUGAGGUGACGUGGAUGCAGACUGUACUGAAUGAUAACAAUCUCGACGACUUGCGGCUAACUUCGACGCAUUCUCCUAGCGACGCUGAAAGGACCUAUGCUGACUUCCCUUUGUCACGUUCCGGACAACUUCUUGGAAAUCAUAGAGCCCAUUUGGCGGAGGCAGAUCACUCCUUCACGAUAAACAGCAUGAGUUACCAUUUGGAUGAUACUCCGCUUUCGGCCUUAGAACGUGUUGAACCAUACGAUAUGCCACAGGCCGAGACUGCCCAGUUUCUGUUUUAUACUUAUCUCCAACACGCGCAUUCAACGUUCCCUGUCAUUGGAAAAUCAACCCUUACAUCACAAUUUCACCGAUUCUUGUCGAAUCCCUUUCAAAGACCUCCUGACCUGUGGCUCGCAAUUAUCAAUACUAUUUUUGCCAUUGCCGCCAGGUAUGCCUCUCUUGUUCGGCCCGACCGCCACGGAAAUAUCGAAGACCAUCUUGUGUACUUCAACCGGGCCAGAUAUCUCGCUAUCAAUAGCGAGACAUUGUUUGACUUCCCAGACCUGCAGCUUAUCCAGGUAUUCGGAUUGAUGUCUUUCUAUUUUCUCUGCACCAGCCAAAUCAACAGAGCUUGGGUAUUGAUAGGGAUUGCUAUGUCACACGCAACGGCCCUUGGCCUGAACUUACGGAACGACAGUACGCAAUUAAAAGACCAAUUGAAGGAAAUCCGCUACCGAGUUUGGUGGAGCCUCUAUGUUCUCCAGCAUCGACUUUGCAUAAUUACCGGACGCGUCACUUGUGUCUUCGACCAACAAUGCUCAACGCCGCUCCCAGUUCCCCUGGAAGAGAACGAAUUUGAUACAGACAGAGGUGUGGAACUCCUUGGCAAGGAAUACCAACAAGGUCCUCGAGCACCGCCUUCAAAUAUGCUUGCCCGGAACCGAUCGACAUCCACAAGUUUCACCGAUGGAGAUCGUUCUUUUCCGCCGCACCAACGAUUCCAAUCAUCGAGAACCAUAUCGAUGCCACAAGUUGGAUUAUCCUGGGCAAAAGAUGUUAUGGCUAACCCAUCCCUUUAUUUUCUCCAUCUCACGCAGCUAGCAAGACUCAGCCAAAGUAUCCUUUCUCAGAUUCACAGCGUUGCUACUAGCCCCCAUCUGCAGUCCCGACUCGAAGAUAUUGAAAUUCAACUUGAAGAUUGGGCUCGCAAUCUUCCGCCAGUUUUCGACUUCCGAUGCAACAAUAAGGAACAGAGUUCCCGUGAACUCAGACUUAGUCUAGGGUUCUUCUACUAUGGAACCCAGCUAAUAACCUAUCGAUCUGUUUUGGACGGAUUUCCAGAUCUAAACAUUACCCGUCAGUCCAAAGAUUCAGAUACCUUGGACUGUUCAGCUGCCACACGUUGCGUUGAAGCAGCGAAGGCUAUAAUCCACCUGGUCCCUGACGAGUCCAAUGCCGAAGGUAUUAUGCAGUGUGGGCCUUGGUGGUCUGUUUUACCCUGGCUCGUGCAAUCAACCUCGGUCUUAAUUCAUUGGCUAUCUUUCCCUGUGUAUCGUGCAGCUGAAGGUUUUCGCGAUACCUUUGAGACUUUGAAGAGAGCAAUAAGGCUGCUCCACGUACUCGGCGAGCACAACCUCUCUGCCAGCCGAGCCUGGAGCCGAUGCGACUUUACCUUGCGUGCAGUGGCAGCCAAGGCAGAUAUGGACCUUAAUGAUCUUCCAGAGCAGACUAUCUUUCAUGGUGCUCCUUCAGCACACGGUACACUAAAUACUAUAGGAGUAGCUUCACAUGAGGCGACGACACUUUUCCAACACUACCCCUCCGCCCAUACGAUCCUUACGACGACCCAGGCACUUUCACCUCCUCAAAGCCUCGCCGGUUUAAAUGGCCUUAUGCUUUUUGACCCCCAACUCGGAUGGAGUGAGCAUGUCGAACUGAGCCGUGCAGACGGGGAGUUCCAUCAGCAUGCCACCUAUUGA
Molecule: messenger RNA, 2553 nt
Organism: Exophiala spinifera
Lineage: Eukaryota; Fungi; Ascomycota; Eurotiomycetes; Chaetothyriales; Herpotrichiellaceae
Exons: 3
Coding region: 1-2553 (850 amino acids)
Biological process (GO): DNA-templated transcription
Molecular function (GO): DNA binding; zinc ion binding
Source: RefSeq, a predicted model, not a curated record